Messenger RNA from Sebastes umbrosus (honeycomb rockfish), 4130 nucleotides. It is a transcript of the gene zfpm2a, whose product is annotated as zinc finger protein, FOG family member 2a. The record is from RefSeq and is a predicted model, not a curated record. Gene Ontology annotation, cellular component: nucleus. Gene Ontology annotation, biological process: heart development; positive regulation of transcription by RNA polymerase II; negative regulation of transcription by RNA polymerase II. NCBI's taxonomy places the organism in Eukaryota, Metazoa, Chordata, Actinopteri, Perciformes, Sebastidae. Gene Ontology annotation, molecular function: RNA polymerase II-specific DNA-binding transcription factor binding.
AGAGAGGGUGUGUAUUAUUGUGUGUGUGUGUGAGAGAGAGAGAGAAAGAGAGAGAGGGGGGGGGGGAAGAGAAAGCCAGAGCCAGAGCCAGAGAAACGAGAAAGAUAAAGGAAAGACAGACGGAACGAUAGACUUGUGCGUAAAAAGUGCCGGUGCCCCCCUUCUUCUUCUUCUUUUUCUUUCCCAAUUUCCAUCAGACACACACAAAAAAACCCAAACCCGGCUGCUUGGAUGAACCAGAACCUAUCGAUCUGUCAGUACUACACCUGGAUUCACUGACCAGCCGCACAGCAGGCAUGUCCCGAAGGAAGCAGAGCAACCCCAGGCAGAUCAAACGUCCUCUGGAGGAUGGCCUGGAGGAAGAGGAGGAGGAGUGCGUCUCCGAGGAGAACGAGCUCCUGGCCAAAGACGAGUUCUCGGUGGAAGAGAACUUCCCCGCCGAGUUCGAGACGGAGAACAUGAGCUGUGAAGACAUGGAGUACUUCUGCAACAAAGGAGAGGAAGAUGGCAACCGAGAAGCAGGAGAGUCGGAGAUGGACGGGCAGGGCGAGAAGACCAGGCAUACCGGCGUGGGGCCAGAUGAAUGGGACGGUCCAAGAGAGCUGGAUGGGUUCCUUAAAGAUGGCGAGCGUCGGAUCCACAGCCGGCAGCAGCUCCCUGUGGGGACAACAUGGGGACCUUUCGAGGGGAAGAUCGAGAUGAGCACUGACACCAUUGCACUGAAGACGAAGAGCACGGUCCCGGUGGUGCUGAGCGCCGGCCCCAGGUGGCUGCUGGAUGUGACUUGGCAGGGAGCGGAAGACAACAAAAACAACUGCGUGGUGUACAGCAAAGGUGGUCAACUAUGGUGCACCACCACCAAGAACAUGAUGGAGGGCGAGGAGCUGGUGGCGUUCGCGGUGGACUUUGACUCGCGUCUGCAGGCGGUGAACCACAUGUCUCUGAGCGAGGGCAUGUACCCGGCCAGGCUGCUGGACAGCAUCCAGCUCCUGCCACAGCAGGCCGCCAUGGCGUCCAUCCUGCCCACUGCCAUCGUCAACAAGGACAUCUUCCCUUGUAAGGCAUGUGGAAUCUGGUUUCGGAGUGAGAGGAACCUGCAGGCCCAUCUGAUGUACUAUUGCAGCGGGCGACAGAGGGAGCCAGAGACGGUCGUGGAGGAGAACGACAGCGGUCCCCAUCAGACGCCCAGUAUGUGCCCCUUCCCACAGUGCACCAAGAGCUUCUCCAGCGCCAGGGCCCUGGAAAUGCACUUGAGCACCUCACACAGUGGUGUCAAAAUGGAAGAGAGCCUCCCUCCUGGCACCAGCUUGAAAUGCACAAUCUGUAACUACACGGCAGAUUCUCUUAUUACAUUCCAGCAUCACAUCAUGUCUCACCUGUCACAGGCGGCCUUCAGAUGCAAUCACUGCCAUAUCAGCUUCCAGAGCCACAGGGAACUCUUACAGCAUCAGGACUUACAUGGGCACGGCAGCAAACUUCACAGGGAAGGCGACGGCACCGAGCAUUCCCCCAGGGGGCCUGAGGAAAGCCUCCAGCAGCAGCAGCAGCAGCAGCAGCAGCAGCAGCAGCAGGCCCGAGCUGAGCUGGCCAACAGGAAGGAUGCUCUGCUGGGAAGUCCCAAAGGGGCCCUCAACAAGGAGACCAGCACAGACGGAGAGGCUGACAAGGCUGAGAAGAAGCCCAUGCUGUCUGUUCAGAAGGGAGAGGCCCACCCAGGCAGCAAAGCCAGUUUUUCUUACACUAGGAUCAAGUCUGAGCCCUCCAGCCCCCGGCUGGCCUCCUCCCCUGUGCAGCAUAACAUGCCUACAUUUCCCAUGGGCCCCUUCUUGUCUCAGUUUGCUUUCUCCCAAGACAUUUCAGUAGUCCCGCAGGCUUCUGAGAUUCUGGCUAAAAUGUCAGAGCUAGUUCACCGGAGGCUGCGCCAUGGAGGGAACAGCUACCCCCCUGUCAUCUACAGUCCUCUUAUGCCCAAAGGGGCCACCUGUUUCGAAUGCAAUAUCACCUUCAGCAACCUGGACAACUAUUUGGUCCACAAAAAGCACUACUGUAACAGCCGCUGGCAGCACAUGGCAAAGUCCCCCGACUUCUCCGCCCUCUCAGAUAAGGUUCCCGAGGCGGUGAGCCCCAACAGUGGUCACAGUUCUGUUAGCAUGUUGACCAGCUGCCACCCUACGGAAGCCGAAAACCACCUCUUGGCGUCUGGCUGUCUGAACUCCAAUGUGUUGGACAUGAUCAAUGCUGGGGCUAAAGGGCCCGAUAAGGAUCUAGCAGGACAGGUGAAGAAGGUCUCUACCCCAACUGGGGCUGAGGAGAGGCUGAAUGGAAAGCCGAUUGAGGAAAAAAACCCCACUACGGGUUUGGUGGAAAGUGACAAUGACCCAAACAAGACGACUUGCGAAGCCUGCAAUAUCACCUUCAGCCGCCACGAGACCUUCAUGGUCCACAAGCAGUACUACUGCGCAACCCGUCAUGACCCACCCAUGAAACGCAUGUCCAGCAACAAGGUACCCUCCAUGCAGAGAACCAUAAGGGCCCGCAAGCGCAGGAAGAUGUACGAGAUGUGUCUCCCUGACCAGGACCACCAGAGGUCCCCUAUGGGUCAGCAAGGUUUCCUCGGAGUCCCUCCUAUGAACCCUUGCACAUCCCAGGAAGCUGUAGAGAGCCUAGCGGACCGCUUCCACCCGCGCUGUGACAUCUUCCCCGGUAUGGUACCCAAACACCUGGAGGCCUCUCUGACUGUCACUAAACCUAUUCUGGCUCCCAAAUGCAAUACGGUGGAGCAGCAGGAGCUGGACGCUCCCAUUGAUCUCAGCAAAAAGUGUUCGCCAGUCUCCGACAAGACAUGUAGCUCCCCUAAAAGACUGUUGGACUAUCACGAAUGUGCAGUGUGCAAGAUAAGUUUUAACAAAGUGGAGAACUACCUGGCGCACAAACAGAACUUUUGCCCUGCAACAGCCGCCGCCGCUGCUGCCGCCGCCGCCGCCGCUCAGCAACAACAGCCGCAACAACACAAUGAGACUGGCAGCCUGGAGCCGACCAUGUUCCCAGAUGUGAAGAGUGAAGGCAAUAACAGCCCCGAUGACGUCUACGAUAAGAGCCCAGGCAAAUGUGAGAAGAAUGGCAACGGGAAGGUGAUGGUGCAGAAUGGAGGCAUGUUCCCCCCUCACCUGGGGUCUGUGUCGGGACUCAAGACUUUUGCUGAGCCCCAGCUCAUCCCAUCAAAAGACGAGAACAAGAAUAUGUUUCUGCCCCACUGCCUUUAUCCCGGAGCAAUAAAGAAGAUGAAAGGUCCCGAGCAAAUAUCGCCGUAUUUUGGGAUAAAGCCAACCGAUUAUGUGACUGGGGGACCGGUGGUGCAGGGAGAGGGGAGCGAGCAGGAGCAGAGCGUUAACGGGGGAGGAGGCGCAGGAGGAGGAGGAGGAGGAGGAGGAGGAGAGACAGGAACAAGCAGAGAGCAGGCCCAACAGCCUGCUGCUAAUGGCUGCCCCCACCCUGGCAAGGAGCCUCUUCCCCUACUGCCCAAAAACCGGGGCAUGGUCAUCGUCAACGGGGGGCACAAGCCCGAGGAGCGUUCAGGCACAGCUCCGCCGCAGCAGGAGAAUCAGCCCCAGCCAGACGGCCAACCCCCCAAUCCCUCACCAACGUGGGCCACUGAGAACCAGGCCGACUCCAACGAGAACAUGUCGCCUUCGUCCAAGUCUCCAAACGAGGAGGCACCGCCCACAGCCAACAAAGGCGUGAACGGCUCUGGAAGUGGCAAGUACUGCCGCCUCUGUGAUAUCCAGUUCAACAACCUGUCAAACUUUAUUACCCAUAAGAAGUUUUACUGUUCAUCACAUGCUGCAGAGCAUGUAAAAUAAGUUGAGAAGACAUGGUCUUCUUCUCCCUCCCACACCUUUCCCCCUUCUCCGCCCCCGCCCCCCCCCGACUUUUACCCCUUUUUUCUCCUUUGUUUUGGUACACUGUUGUGUCUGGAAUAGUGCAUCAUGCAGUGCUAAACGCUGCUUGUGGACAAUCAAGAGAAGCUUCUUCUUUCAUCGUUUUAAAGACUUAAAAAUGCAAAACCAUUGGUUAAAAAAGAAAAAGAAAAAAGAAAAAUGAAUCAAGAAUAAUAUUGGUGCCACUUUCAC